AGAAGUAGGAGGUAGAUGGCGACAGUGCACGUCCCACCGUGGAGGAGGGAGGACGUGCUGCAGCUGCUGCUUCCUGUGCUGUUGGUACGUGUGUGUGUGUGCACGAGUGAUUUGGAGUGGCUGCUGCUGCUGACAACAGCUAUCCAGCUAACUGGAAGGAUAGACAGCUGUGGCUUCUACCUGACUGACGGUACAGCUGCAUCAUCAGAUAAAGACAAAGCCACAUAAUGGCAGAUCUUCAAUACAAACUGCAAAGCAGUGCCAAGGUGGGAGAUGCAGAAGGGGUUGAGCGGGCACUAGAGGAGGGGGCUCCGGUAUCGUCCCUACAUGAUGAGGGAAACAGAGAGCCUUUACACCAUGCCUGUGCUGGUGGCCAUGUUGAAGUUGUCAAAUUGCUACUUGCUCAUAAUGCUGAUGUUAAUGCCAUAAGCAAGCAUGGUGGGGAUGCAGGAGCAACGCCUGUCCACCUAGCGGCUGAAGGCGGCUACAGUCGUGUACUCGGGGUGCUACUGGCUGCCGGGGCUGAUGCUAAUUCCUUUGACUACAAUGGCAUGCAGCCAGUGCACCGUGCGGCAACUCGUGGCCGCAAGAAGGUGCUGGAGGUUCUCCGGGACCAUGGAUGUGAUCUCUCCUCCCGGGUUACUACUGACUGGUCCUCAACCCUCCACCAUGCUGCUGCUCAUGGUGAUUUGGAACUGGUAAAGUGGCUGGUAUACAAUGGGGUCAGAUACGAUCUUACCGACAAGGCUGGCCGUAUUGCGCAGAACUUCCCGAGGGUCAGGUACCACCGUAAGGUCCUGAAAUUCCUGAGAUUCAUUGCAAAACAGAACAAAAGACCACAUUCUCGCUCAUUGCCAGGAAGCCCCAACAGCGAUAUCGAUCCACGAAAAUCGCCCAUUACCACAUCUUUAAGAUCCACCACGACUACCACCCCCUUCCACCCUAACCGCAUACACACGACCCCUCGUGUAAGACGAGAAAACCCUCGUAAGGUGAAGCUACAUAUAGUAGACUCUUCAAAAUUUGAGAGUGAAAAUAAGGCGUGGCCCAACACAAGGAUAAAGAAAACUGGCAAAUCAGAAAAUAUUAGUGAAUCUACUCCCUUGAGCAGAGAUAAACUUGGUGAUAUUAAAGCUCAAAAUUUGCCCGACAUAAUCCCACAGCUGCCUGAGGGGACGAAAGCAUUUCCCAAGAAAGGAGAAAAACCCAUUGUGGAUGUAACUAGACGAGAGUCGAACAGAAACUUAAAACAAGGUGGGAAAGAGUGCAGUAAGUUGAUUGAAGAAAAAAUAGGCAGAGAAGAAAGCCUCUCCUCCAUUGACCAGAAGAAGACAGACUUGCGUGGGGAGAAGAAGAAAGGCCCCGUGAAGAGAGCAAGUCUGUCAGAAACUGGCACACCAAAGAGUGAAGACCCAAGACCGGAGGAACCCUGGCAAAUUUGUGGCAGAGAGAAGGAAGAGAUGAAAAUUGUGAAGCCAAAACCUGAACCCGAUGAGACAAAAAGAAAUGGACUUAAAAAAGCUGUAGAAACAAAUGCCCGAGAAACUAAGAAAGGAGAGCUGGAGAAGGAGGGAAACAAGGCUGAGAAAAGAUCGACAAAGGAACUAUAUAAGGUGGACAUUAAAAAAGCAGAUGAACAGACCAGUAACAAAAGAAACCAGGAAGUCAAGAAGGAAGAACUAAAGACUGAACCAAAUACAAGGAAUAUAAAGGAAGAAGUGAAUGCAAAGAAAAAAGAAGAGACAAAACUUGAAGAUAACACUACAAAAGCAAAGAAGGAUAAAGGAAAUGUGGAUAAAAUUAAGACUGAAGAUUCAAAGACAGAUGCAAGCAUAAUUAAAACAAAGAAAGAUGGAGCAAAUGUAAAGAAAACAAUGAAAGAGAGGGAGGAUCCUAAAACGGAGGAAAAUGCUAUCAGUGAUAUGAAGGGAGAAACAUACACAGUGAAAAAGGAAGAUGCAAAAAUAGAAGCAAAAGCAAUGAAAAAGGAAGAAGUAAAAAUAAGAGAUUCAGGUGCAAUGAACAAGGAAGAGGAGUUGGAAGCAAACCCAAAACGGAAGGAAGAAUCAAGGACGAGAGAAAAACCCAUUAAAAUUAAGGUGGAUGCAAAAACUGACAAGAUAAAGGAAAUGGCAAGAAUAGAAGAGGAAAAUGCAAAAAUAAACAAAGAAACAAAAGCAGGAGAACCAAGCAAGACAAAAGAGAAAGAAGAUUUUGCAGCAAAUACGAUGAAAACAAAGAAGGAAGUGGCAAAUGCAAGGACAAAGAAGGAACUGAAGGCAGAAGAUGCUGAAGCAAGAUUAUCUACAGCAAAAGAAUUAACAGAAGUGAAGAGGAAUGAAAAUGAACCAAAGAAAGAUGUGAAAGUAGAAUCAAAAUGCAAGUUGGAAAAGGACCUGACAAAGACAGGGAAACAGAUAGUUGAGGAGCAGGAGGAAGCAAGACCACUAGUCCAGAAUGUAAAACCUAGUUUGACAAAGGUGCACUCCACGGUGAACACUGCCGAAUUCCCAGAAGCAAACGGAAUUGAUAGAGAGACAAAAGGUAGUCGGUCAAAGGAGCCAAAAGCCGGUAAAGUUGACACAAAAGAGGCAAAAGCUGGUAAAGUUGACACAAAAGAGGAGAAGGCCAGUCAAGUUGACACGAAAGAGGCGAAGGCCAGUAAGGUUGACACGAAAGAGGCGAAGGCCAGUAAGGUUGACACGAAAGAGGCGAAGGCCAGUAAGGUUGACACAAAAGAAACGAAGGCCAGUAAGGUUGACACGAAAGAGGCGAAGGCCAGUAAGGUUGACACGAAAGAGGCGAAGGCCAGUAAGGUUGACACGAAAGAGGCGAAGGCCAGUAAGGUUGACACGAAAGAGGCGAAGGCCAGUAAGGUUGACACGAAAGAGGCGAAGGCCAGUAAGGUUGACACGAAAGAGGCGAAGGCCAGUAAGGUUGACACGAAAGAGGCGAAGGCCAGUAAGGUUGACACGAAAGAGGCGAAGGCCAGUAAGGUUGACACGAAAGAGGCGAAGGCCAGUAAGGUUGACACGAAAGAGGCAAAGGCCAGUAAAAUUGACACGAAAGAGGCGAAGGCCAGUAAAGUUGACACGAAAGAGCCAAAAGCCGGUAAAGUUGACGCGAAAGAGAAGAAUGAUGAACCGAAAGUUCGUGUGGAUCAGCAAGUGGAGCGGAAAGCCAGCAAGAGGAAAGCGGAAGUGCAGGAUGAUGCACAAACAGAAGAGACUCAGUCCAGUAAAACCAAGAUGGAGGGAGUACCCGAAGAAAAGCAGGCAGAACCAAGCCAAAUAAUGGGAGGAGAACUGAAUGAAGGUGAAAGGAAGACAGUAGGAACCAGAAUGAAGGUAACAAAGAGAGUAGACUUCAAACCAGUGACACCUGAGGACAGAAUUGGAAGAGAGAGAGCAACAAGGGUAUCUGAAGUACCUAGGUCAGCAGAGGUACAGUUGACCACAGCACCUAAGGGGCAAUUGAAGUCAGCAGCAAGCACCUGCAGUGUUUUAAAAUCUACUAUCGUCAGGUCGCUGAACGCAGCCCAAUUAAUCUGCAAAUCCUCUGUGCCGAAAAUCUACGUAGUCCGAGUCUGCAACCCGUGA
Molecule: messenger RNA, 3599 nt
Organism: Cherax quadricarinatus
Lineage: Eukaryota; Metazoa; Arthropoda; Malacostraca; Decapoda; Parastacidae
Source: RefSeq, a predicted model, not a curated record